Molecule: messenger RNA, 2173 nt
Organism: Spodoptera exigua (beet armyworm)
Lineage: Eukaryota; Metazoa; Arthropoda; Insecta; Lepidoptera; Noctuidae
Source: the annotation of a GenBank genome assembly
CAAAGGUCUGUCAAUGUCACAUAUUAUGUGUGUACUUAUUAAAUUUAAAAUUCAAUAUUGGAAAAUACGAAGUACAUGAAAACAAACAACAAUGAUUGUUGCAUUGUUGUAAUAACAAUAUUAUAUAUUAAUUUUCAUGCGGUAGAGUAUUAUAACUUUAACAACUAGGUAAUAGUUAAGGGGCAGAGAAAUAUAAUAAUAUAGCACAUGAUAUAAACAUUGCCACUGCCUCAAUCAUUCAAUAAAUUAUUAUUAUACAGGAAGAUAGAAUAAAAGUCAACGAGAAAAUAAAGAAUAACCAUGGAAAUCCUAAAGGAUAAUAACAUUAUGAGGGCAUGGUUAUGUCAGGCUCCAAAAAUAACAACUUUUAGAGUAAACAAAUUAUUAAGUUUUGAUGUGGGUGUCCUUAAAAAGUUUCUAGUAUCUCAAAGCAAAGAGCUGGAAACUACAGAACUACCUGACUUCUAUUUUUUAAGACCAGACUGCCUUAUUCUUGGACCAUGGCCUGCAGCUCGUUUGGAGAAGGCAGGUAAAGAGGUCAUAGUUGAUGCUCUAUGUGCUGCAGCUGUACUAAGGGGAGCUCAUGUGUUUGCCCCUGGGGUAAUGGGCUUACCUGUGAAUUGCCAAGUGGGUGAAAGAGUUGAUAUUUACGGAGACCUAGAAGGCCAUUGUAAAAGAGGCCUGAAAGUGGAAUAUACAGGUAGCAAGUUGUAUGUGGGUACUGGCUAUUUGAAAAUGUUACGUGCUGACUUAUUUGAUAAUGGUGUUCAACCAAGUGGAAUAGCAGUGCAUACAAUUUUACCAGCAUCCAAACUACCAGUAGUAAAUGAAACCAUAUAUUCUAAGGGACAAGUACUACUGCAAAACUUACCUUCUAUUAUCUGUGGCUGGGUCAUGGAUGCCAAACCUAAUGAAUAUAUUUUAGACAUGUGUGCUGCCCCUGGUAAUAAAACUACACAUUUAGCUGAAAUGUCUAAUGAUCAAGCAAUAAUAAUAGCUUUAGAUAAAACACCACAGAAGGCAGCAAAAAUAAAGGAAAGUUGCGAGAUUCAAGGAGUAACUUGUGUUACAGCUUAUGCAUUUGACUCAACUAAAUGUUGUUCUGAAGACAGUAAAGGGCUAAAUAGUGGACCUCCUUUUCCACCAAAUAGUUUUGACAAAGUGUUAUUAGAUGCCCCUUGCAGUGGGUUGGGACAAAGGCCGCAGUUAGUAAAUAAAAUGACUCCAAAAAUGAUAAGUUCAUACAAGUUUGUUCAACGAAAAUUAUUUGCUGAGGCAGUGAAAGUACUAAAAGCUGGCGGGAAACUUGUGUACAGUACAUGCACUAUAACAGAUGAAGAAAACGAAGGUAUGGUGGCAUGGGCACUUGAGAAGUUUCCAUGUCUCAAACUUAUACCUGCAGAACCAAUACUGGGUGGAGCAGGAUUACCCAAUAAAGGAUUAAAUGACACACAGAGGUUAAUGGUACAGAGAUUUGGACCGGAAGACAGUGAACUAAGGAUAGUUGAUCCUAUUUACAAGGAUUCCAUAGGAUUCUUUAUAGCAGCUUUUAUAAAAUCCUAAUCUAAAAUAAUAGAUAGAAAUAAAAGCAUGGAGCACACUACCUCCUGGAUAGAAAAAUAUCCAUAUUGGAGCUAAAUCUGAUGACUGAGAACAAAAUGAAAUUUCAGUGAAGGCAGAUCUACAAAUCUUAAAGUAAUAUAACAUAAUAUGGCUCUUAUUUUGUGAUGAAUGUACAAAAAAAUUGAUCAAUAAAUUUUUAUUAAAUACUAAUAAAUACUGUAGUUUUCAUAAGGUACCUUUCUUUACAUAGGUGUAUAAAUUAUUAUUUACGUUUUAAUUAUAUUUCAAUAUUAUUUGUGUAACAAACUUCAUUUUAAAUGCUUCUCUCAUCUUCUACUUGUACUUUGUUGUUCUACAAUAGGUAAAUUAUGUAAAAUAUAAUUUAAAUUUGAGUUUUACAUACUAAUAUAAAAACAAUAUUUAUAUGGCUUCUACACGAACCCACAGACCACCUCGGGCCUUUAGCAACAGAGAUCUCCUGUCAAACUGAAUUGGGUCUUCUGUCUUAUCACAUGCAGAGAAUCGGAACUUCUUCACGAGGUCAACCAUAGCCAGUUUCGCUGAUAACAUCGCGAAUCUCAGACCUGUAAUGAAAAGAUAAGGCAAUUAU